Molecule: messenger RNA, 5063 nt
Organism: Talpa occidentalis (Iberian mole)
Lineage: Eukaryota; Metazoa; Chordata; Mammalia; Eulipotyphla; Talpidae
Gene: LHFPL2
Product: LHFPL tetraspan subfamily member 2
Exons: 6
Coding region: 951-1637 (228 amino acids)
Cellular component (GO): membrane
Source: RefSeq, a predicted model, not a curated record
GGCGGGGCCGGGCGAGGUGCUGCGAGGAGGCGUAACGGAAAGCCCCGGCCGGGGAAGGCUGCGGGCUGGAGCCGGAGCCGCCGAGCGCGUCGGGUAAACCCGGAAGCAGACACAAGUUCACAGCUGGCCUGCGGUUCUUACUUCUGUUAAGGAGCAGCUCCUCCUUCAGGAGCUGAUAUUUCCCCCUCAUAUUGAUAAUGGAAACUCGAUACAUCGCCUUUCUAUUGGAUGUGGUACCCUUGGGAUCUUCUAGAAGGUAAAACUCCAGCCAAGUGGUGUCCUGAAAUGUUAUUUGGGAGGAAUUUCAGGGGAGAUACUCCUUAUCUCACUGAUGCUUCUCUGUAACCUGUACUGUUCGGAGGCAAGGUCCCCUCGCUGUGGUCAUGCACCGCGCCUUUCCUUCAUUACUUUGGCUAAUCAGAAGUUGGCUGCACUUCAGUGCCUCUUAAAAGCUUUUCUCUCUGGCUCUGUCCAGGAACUUGAAGUGCAGUGUCAGAAAUGAUGUGAGUUGAUGAAGAAGAAAUAAACAAACCCAGGCAACAUGUGAGGAAGCCUUGGCAGCCCUGCUGCUGUUUGUAGUUUUGAUCUGAAGGAGCCAGAUUUCCUCCAUGUGGAAGGAAUGAGACGCUGAGGCCCUGAAUUUUUUGACUACACAACCACCUCCAAGGCAUAUUACAGCUCUGGAACCACAGCUAACCUCUAUCACGGAUCUGCUAACUGGUGAGGCUGGCCCAGCUCAGGAGCUCGACAUGGCAGCAUGACAGCCCUGGAUAGCCCAGCUGCCAGUAGCCUGGAGAAAGGAGUCCCACACUGUGGGAGUGAAUGCUCAGAGCAGCAACUGCCUCCUGAGCCUGCCUCCUGAGCCAGCAACCGCCUAAGCCGCCUUCCCUGCAGACCUUCUUAUAUUAACCCCGUGGACUCCUGACUCUUUCUCUGCCUUGAACAUCAAUAUGUGUCAUGUCAUUGUUACCUGUCGCUCGAUGCUCUGGACCCUCCUGAGUAUUGUGGUGGCUUUUGCAGAGCUCAUUGCCUUCAUGAGCGCAGACUGGCUAAUUGGAAAAGUCAACCCUCGCAACAACGCUGAGCCCGAUGACGAGAAUAGGGGCCCUUUGGAGCGCUCCCACCCCACCUUGGGCAUCUACGCCCGCUGCAUCCGGAAUCCUGGGGUGCAACACUUCCAGCGGGAGACAUUGUGCGGGCCCUACGCUGAGAGCUUCAGUGAAAUUGCCAGUGGCUUCUGGCAGGCCACUGCUAUUUUCUUAGCCACGGGCAUCUUCAUUCUCUGUACGGUGGCCCUGGUGUCCGUCUUCACCAUGUGUGUGCAAAGCAUCAUGAAGAAAAGUAUUUUCAACGUCUGCGGGCUGUUGCAAGGAAUUGCAGGUCUGUUCCUUAUUCUUGGUUUGAUACUCUACCCUGCUGGCUGGGGCUGCCAGAAAGCUGUUAACUACUGCGGACCCUAUGCAUCGGCCUACAAGCCUGGAGACUGCUCCUUAGGCUGGGCCUUUUAUACUGCCAUCGGUGGUACAGUCCUUACCUUCAUCUGCGCUGUCUUCUCUGCACAAGCUGAAAUUGCAACUUCCAGUGACAAAGUACAGGAAGAAAUUGAAGAAGGGAAAAACCUUAUCUGUCUACUUUAGUUUGGAAACAUUUCACCUCCAGUUUCCUCAUUUGAGUCAAGUGGAGAACUAGCUUUUAUCUACCAAAGCCAAAUUCCACAGCCCUGAGCCUUAGCAAGACCAUGGUAAGGCAACUUCCAAGUAGGCAAAAUUACUGCACCUGAGAGCCACCAUGCAAAUCAUGAAGUGGAACAUGAAAGACUUGCAGGCUGUUUGAGAUGAGUGCAAACCUAUGAGCAUUUGUGCCUCAGAGUGAGACUUGGGGAUUGGUGGUUGAGACAACAAAAAAACAAUGUAUUUUCUGUGGACAGAAUACUGCCUCUCGCUCAGAUGAAGAAAGGGGUCAGUAGGAAGGACACUGUGGAAUCUAUACUAGGCUGAAGUCCUGGGUAAGGUGGAUCAACUGAACUGUUACUCCCAAGAGUUUUAAAAAAAAGACCUGUAUGACCACAAAAUCCUGCUAGUGAAGACAAAUUCAUUCCAAUUUCCAGAAACCAUCCCAAUACUGGCCCAGUCUCCACUUCCACCAGAGUUCACAAUAUCGUUUUUCUCCAUGGGUUAGGAUUAUGCUCUGACUGCCUAAGAAAAACCUCACUGUGCCCCCCCCCCGCCCCCAUCCAGAAACAGACAUCUCCGAGCCAACUAUGUCACUCAUACAGAUACUCACUGGGAGAGCUUUACCAGCUGUUUGCGAACAAUGCUGUAGUCAGCUGUAUUUCCAACCCAUAGAGCAAGAGAAUGGGAUUCAUUCUUUGCAGAAGAAAAAGGAGCUAAUCACAGGAGUUAAAUUUUUUUUUUUUUCCAGGAUCUAGUGUUGAUCCUGAAAUCAGCCUAAAAGAACAUUAAAUUGUUGCAAGUAGUGAGUUUCAUUCCCAGAAAAGCAGAGAAAGUUAAUGCAAAGGGGGAAAAAUAUAGAGCUUGAUCAAGCCUCUUGCACCUGCCUAUACCUGUUUACAAAAAAACUGAACACCACUAUUAAAAAGGAUUCAGGGGCUCUUAAUCUGGUUUUCAUAGAUUACCAAUAUUAAUGACUCAAGAAAAUGGUAUUGGCCAUUACCUCAAUUUACUUGAGAAUGAUCCACGUAGCAAGAAAGAAUAUAGCCUGGCAUUACCCCAAGCUUCAGAAUUACAAUAUGAUAUAGAAACUCCUUAGCAAUGCCUUGCUUUGUUUUGAAAAUUACAAGUAAUCACUAAGCACACAGUACCAUGCCCAAGGUAUACAAAAAGAACCUUGACAGACUUUACAACCUUACCCAAUUUAAUCAUCUUAAAGCCAUGUGAGUCUAAAACCAUACGUUAGUGCAGAGUAAAUGCUUUACAUACAGAUGGAACAAAACUUGAGAGUUUCAUAUCGACCUUUGGCCUCUGACAAAAACCAUCUUAUCUCAGAUUUAACAGCUAGGGGUAGAAAUGUGGAACCAAGCUAUGAUACACUCACCAUUCGUGAACCAAAGUUCAGAAUGAGCAAGAUGUUAAAUCCUAUGAUGUUUUUGGUAAAGGGAAGGGGUAAGUAGAUAUCCUCAUACCAGCUUACAAUAAGCACUCAGAAGGAACAUUAAGCCUUUCUCUGAUACCAUACAGCAACAGACUAUGGCAGCCACUGUCCCCAACUGUGCAUUUAUAUGCUCUAAGCAGGUCCCAGUGCCAUCAGAGUAACUACUUUUCGAACAUUGUAACUUUCAUUAAAAAUUCUUGUCCACAAAUCUUGAUAAAAAUAUUUUAAAUUUAGAGAUGUCGUUUUCUAAUGCUAAUUUUCCAUUCUUACUGUCCUUAUAGCCAAGUUAAAAUUAUAUGCUCAGAGAAUCCUCUAAGCAAUUCCAUCACCUGUACUGGCUGGCUGAUAUUUGUGGCCAAGGUGCUGGCAUAUCCUUACAUUACCCUGAUAAUGGUCACAAGUGAAAACGUGGCCUACCUUGACCAGAAGACAGUCAUUUGACAGCGUUUACUCUUUAGGAAUCUGGAUGCUUCAGAAGAGAAAAGUACAUGCAUACACACAAAACCACAAUUGAAAAUUAGACACUAAAUAAACAGAGCAUCUCUAGCAGAGACAGAGUAAAAACAUAAUGUUGGACCUUUUAAACCUUGGGUCCAUAGCCAGACUUUGGUAGAGAUGAAUGGAACAUCCAAAAUCUAUUUAGUGUAGAUCAAAACAGCACAACUGUUUAAAAACCACUGAAUAUGUGGUAGAAAGAAAAUGCUUAAGAUAAUUAGACAUUUAUUAUUGACAUACACCUAUUUUUCUAAUAAAAUUCUAUCACUUAUCACCUCAGUCUAAAAGUCUAAUAUACCUGAAUAAUAAUUAGUACCAGAAAAGAUUUUUGCCUGCAUUUGUGCUUAAAGUUUCAUGAUUGGCUGGGCAUCUCAAACUACAAGGAGGCAGAAUUACUUACUUGCCUUUGAUUCUGUGGAUUCUUUAAACCUGUGUGCUAACUCAACAAUGUUAUGUUAAUUAUAAGGGUUUUUGUAUAGUUUUGAAACAUCUGUGGUGUAAUGAUCUUUGUUAAACAUUUAUUCUGUAAAGUGCCAUAGUCUUUUUUUAUGUGUAGCAUAUUUAAAAAUUUAUAUAUGUAUAUUAUACAUACACAAGUCUGUGUGAGAGAUGUGCAAUAACAAAGGUGUAUGUAUGUUUUGUUUUUGGAAACUGGACAGGAGUCAGAACAGUUCUGUUUUGGCAAAGGAGAGUUACACAGUUCUGCCUUCAUGGCCUAGUCAUUAACCCAUAACAAGUUUAAUGCUACACAAACUGAUGUGAAGAAAAGACUGGUACAAAAUCAUUUUUUUUCCUGGGUCUAAAUGAUUAGAUUUAUGUGAAAGCUUAAGCCAGCAAGUCAGGCCCAGUUAAUGCUAGUCUUUCAUGUAAAAUGUGAAGCUGCCAUAUUGCCUUUUCUGUUAGUGUGAUAACUCGUAGCUGGUACAUAAUCACUAAGGAGCUAUUUCUUAACAUGCCUAAUAAACCAUGUUAAUGCUAGACCACUAUUUAAGGGCUAAUCUCACAACUUCUUAGCCGUGUGUGUCUGACUUAGAACAGACUUCUCUGUGCAAUAACAUGUGGCCAAUAAUGAAAUCCCUGGCCUGCAUUUUGCACUUGGGCAGCAAUGACUCCCAAGAGCUAAAAGAAUUAAAGGCACGACUGGGAUUUAUCCCUCUGAGACUGUGGUGAAACUCCUAAGGUUGGGGGUCAUUAGGUGCUUUGGAGGAACGCAGCACCACUUGAUAUUCAACAGCCACUUGAGCCAAACAAAGUUGUAUUUGCCACUAAUGGACUCAACUUGAGCCUUCAAAUGUGUGGUUAUCCUAUUAUGUUGUAAACUAAUACAUUGUUUGUCUAGCAUUGAUUAGGUUCUGUGCAUAUGUAUUUUCACUAUGUGCUCCCUUUUCCUCUCCCCAGAUCUGAAUAAAACCAGAUUUUGCAAACUUAUCUUGAUUUUUCCAAGUCUGAGUUAUAGA